Molecule: messenger RNA, 214 nt
Organism: Geodia barretti
Lineage: Eukaryota; Metazoa; Porifera; Demospongiae; Tetractinellida; Geodiidae
Source: the annotation of a GenBank genome assembly
GCCCAUUUUACAGACUUGCGUGACAUAUUGAAAAUACUCAUUUUACCAAAUUAAAAGCUGCAAAGCUAUUUAUCAAGAAAGGUGCAUUAAUGGUUUGUGGUACUAAACAGUACACUUCAGGAAAGGUAGCUAACUGUUUCCUAUCACAGCUGUGCUACUCAAUGGUUUGUGGUACUAAAAAGUAGGCUUCAGGGAAGGUAGCUAACUGUUUCCU